Molecule: messenger RNA, 1218 nt
Organism: Leptonychotes weddellii (Weddell seal)
Lineage: Eukaryota; Metazoa; Chordata; Mammalia; Carnivora; Phocidae
Source: RefSeq, a predicted model, not a curated record
AUGGCCCUACUGCAGAAAAACCACACCUUAAGCUCUGAGUUUAUCAUCUUGGGCUUUGGGGACCUGGCCGAACUGCAAAUCUUCUUUUUUGGACUCUUUCUAAUCAUGUAUCUCGUCACCCUAACAGGGCACACAACUAUUGUGCUCAUCACCCUCAUUGACUCCUGCCUCCAGACCCCCAUGUAUUUCUUCCUUCGCAAUCUGUCCACCACUGAAAUUUGCUAUAUAUUGGUGAUUGUCCCCAACAUGCUGGCCAAUUUCCUAUGCAGGAGCCAGCGGAUGCCCUUCCUGGGCUGUGCCUUGCAAAUGCACCUCUUCAUCGCCCUGGGUGGUGUAGGGUGUUUCCUCCUGGCCGUGAUGGCCUAUGAUCGUUUUGUGGCCAUCUGCAACCCACUGCGCUACACAGUCAUCAUCACUAGGGCCCUCUGUCUGCAGAUGCUGACUCUGGCAUGCAUCAGUGGCUUUGCACUCUCACUCACCCUGACUAUGCUGAUAUUCCUCCUGCCCUUUUGUCAGUCCCACGAGAUCAAUCAUUUCUUCUGUGACAUCCCUGCUGUGCUGUUUCUGGCCUGCUCGGACACAAGAGCCAAAGAGAUUGCAGUCUUCCUUGUCUGCAUGGUCAUCCUGUUGAUUCCCUUCUUGCUGAUUCUGCUCUCCUAUGCAUUCAUUAUUGCUGCCAUCCUCAGAAUGCACUCAGCCGAGGGAAGGAGCAAAGCCUUUUCCACCUGCGCUGGGCACCUGCUGGUCUCUGUUCUGCACGAUGGCUGCGCAAUAUUCAUCUACAUCCGCCCCAAGUCACGCUACACCCCGGAACAGGACAAAAUUGUGUCCUUAAUCUACACCAAUGUAACUCCCAUGCUCUACCCUAUGAUCUAUAGUCUGAGGAACAAGGAAGUCAAGGGUGCCCUCAGAAGACUUCUGGUCACGGCUCUUACCGUCUUGCUUAUCAUGCUAGGUGAUGAUCCCAUUUUCUACCACAAAGAGGCCCUCACAGCCAUCAGAGGGGGCACCCCUCAGUGGGAGCGGCAGAUCCUGGAGGGCAGGAACAAUAUGGAUCAUUUUUCUAGUACCCAGCCCUACUUGCUCUUUGGUCAGUGUGACUGCAAGUCACUGAGAGAAUAUGGUGACAACAGAGAAGAAUCCACUAAAGUCUCUGCCCAGGAGCACGUAGACCAGCAAAUUCCUGCUGACAGUCCAAAGCUAAUGAUGCUAUGCUGA